AUCACUGGCGGGGGAGGGCAAAUAAGGCAAAGUGCCCAAAAGGGCCCAAUAAUUUGAGGCCCUGCCAAAAUUUGGGGCUUAAUUUUCUUUUUACAAAACUUUUUUCUGGCCCCCCUUGGGUGCUCCAUGGCCCCUCCCCCUGGAUCCGCCACUGCUUACUUAUUGAUGUAUAUUCUUCUAAGGCCCCGGGAAUAUUGAAUAUAUUUUACUUCGUUCAGUGUUUUUUUUCCCAUUUACCGGAUGAGAUUUACCAGCGACCAUUUUGUAUUUUUAUUUGUUAUUAUUUUGGUCAGGUUUUCGGCCUUCUAAACAAGUCAGUUAUGAAGAUUGAGGGAACAACACUGCUAAUGUGUAUCAGAAUCGAUUAAGUUACUAACCGACUUAUUCAUCCAGUUCAGGAUUUUCCCCGUUUUUGAUGAGUGGUUUUCCAAGUCCCUUGUUAUAGAAGAACAUGGAUGAUGAAGCGGGAGUUUCAGAUUACAUGAGCACAUCAUCACAGAAGGACAGCACAACAAGCAGCAGCCUCAGUUUAUCCACUGACAGUGGAGAUUAUUUAGUAGAGCCUUCAACAAGUGGUUGCAGUAGUGAAAAUAACAAGAUGGUCAAGAAUCGCCAGGUUCGCAAGGAGAAAGUGAAAGACUAUAUUAAAGAAUUGAAAGGUCUCGUUUCGAGAGAUGCGCACGGUAGUAAAGCAGACACAUUAUCAGCACUAAAGUAUGUUGUUGGUGAAUUCAAGAAAAUUAAAAGCAGUCAAAAAUGGAGCAAAAAGUCCGAAGUAGAUGCCGGCUUCAUAAGCACUACAGGCAGUGAUGGGAUUGAUUUUGAUCAGAGUAAAUGUUGUAUGGCUCUGUCAUUAGACCAUGGGUCCAAAGUAUUGAACAUGUCAGAUGGUCUACAGAGUAUCAUCAAAUUCCCUUGCAAGAUGAUCAUAGACAGAGAGAUAUUAGAUUUUAUCCAUGAACGAGACAUUGUGCCAUUUCUUCACUGUUUAUCAGUGCUAAAGAAUGUUUUGGGAAACUUCAGUGAUACAGCCGAUAAUGUUGAUGUCAAUAGUAAUGCUGCCUACAUUCGUUUAAGACAGUACUGUAGCCUGGACGAUGGGUUUGGUAAUAGAUUAACAAAGUAUGUAGUUUUCAAAUUGGUGCCUUCACUGAGAUCAGUGGGAGAAAGUAAUACUGGAUCAUCGAGUACAGACAAUCAAGCUCAGCAGUAUAUACAUCUUGAUCUUGAGGAACUUCACUCGGCUUAUAAGACCCCGGGACAGACUCCAGUGAACAAUACAUUCUCAACAAGGCACACAGUUUAUUGCAACUUCAGCUAUAUUCACCCAAGUUCCAUUCCAUUACUUGGAUUUCUCCCACAGGACUUGAAAGGAGUGUCAGUGUUUGACCUGUACCACCCCGAUGAUAUUGCCACCAUGCAUGAUAUAUAUAAGAAAGUUAUAGCGCUUCAUGGGGAUCGGUUCAAGAGUCACCCUUUCAGGUUAAAGCUGAAGAAUGGUGACUAUAUCAUGGUGGAAACAGAAUGGUCCAGCUUCUCCAACCCUUGGACCAAACAUAUCGAGUUCAUCCUCGGACAGCACACUGUCAUCCAGGGACCUAAGAAUAUCAAUGUAUUUGAGGACCAAGGUCUGGAUUGUAAACCAUUCAGUAUGAAUAAAGAACAGAGCCUGGAAAAUGUUAAAAUUCAGCAACAGAUAAAGAACCUCCUCCAAAAGCCUCUGACUUCUUGCCCUGCCCCAAAGGACUCAAAAGUGAAAUUCUCUGAAGAUGUACAGUCUAAAACUGAAGAUGAAGGUAGGGGAGGAAGUCUAGAAACCCUAGUCUACAAUAAUAGUGAGAAACUAUCUGAAUCUACUUCAUCUGCUAGACCAGACCUGCAAACGCACUUUGCCUACAAGCAGCUGAACUAUGUGCAAAUGAUACGUCAGUUCCUCAUCAGCUGCUCAAAAGCAAGCUCCAGUGCAAGCUCCCAGAAAAAUAGCAGCGUUUCUCCAGAUGAUCUUACUGAUGAAAGUGAAGAUCUACCUGAUGACUUGACAAGUAUUAUCCCAAUUCCUAAGCCUCCUAGCUUUGGUAGUCGCAGUAGUACAAAGGCACUUGUAUCAGAAUACGACCAGCCAGAGCUUGAGCUAAUUGACCCAAGUCCUCAGUUUGAGGAGAAACAACAGAAUGCAAGCUAUAAGCCAGUGUCUCUUACAUCAGAGAUGUUAGACAUCCACACACGUAUGCAGGAACGCCAGUACCUGCACAGCUUGAAAAAAGAUAAGCAAAUGAUAGGUUUUGUGCCAUCUUCAGACAUAGAUGGCAGAAACCAGGAUAUCCCUGGGCAGCGAUUUAAACGACCGCACGCUCCCUAUUCCCAGGGGAGUCGUAAGAAGCAGAAGAUCCGUAGUGGUAAUUCAAGUGGGUCUGACCAAAUGAUGGACCAGGUGCUACCAAAAUCAACCUUCAAGUCGAGGCUGAAGAGUAAGGCUGGCAAAGCAUGGAAGAAAUUGUCUUCUUCAAAGGAGGGAUUAUCUGAAUCCAAUUCAGUGAGUCUCCACACUUCAAGUGUCGUCACCACCUCUGGAUAUAACAGCAAAGGGACCCCCUCAUUACCAAAUAGCCAAAAUCAGAGGGAGACAAAAACUGCUUUCCCAAUAUCUGUAAUACAGCAGCAGCAUAGCUCCAAUAUAACAUGGCCUUGCUAUCCCCAAAGUGGGCUGUCUUUCAUGCCUCAAAUUAUAAAUGGAUUCUACCAUCCGACUACAGGCUAUUUCCAACCGAUUGUUUCCCAGUACAAUCAGGGCCUUAAUCCUUCAACAUACUCAACAUCUAGUUUCACAAGUAGCUGUUUAACUAUUCCAUUGAGUGCUGGAAGAGUGGCAACAUGCGCUCAGAAAGGCUCAGCAGAGACAGCUAGUGAUGGAGAAGGAAGUCCCAGUAAAACAAGUAACGAUGAAAUGAAUUCAUCUCAACAAGAUACAACAUCAUCGAUAAAUUAUCUUCUAGACAGCAGCAUGGGUUAUAGUUCAGAGUGUGACACUCUCAUCAAUGAGGGGAAAAAGAAUAAGAAAAAGAUUCAAGAACUGCUGCCUAGUAAGCCAUUCUGGAUGAUGGCGGCCAAUUGGACAAAGGAUUGUGAGUUUAAAUAUCAGAUGCCGCAUGGUACAUCGCUACUGAUGGAGAACAAGAGGAAACUACGCCAUAUGAACCAAGAGGAGCUCUUACUGGACCAACUGAAAGAAGUUACAUUAGAGAUCACGAACUCCAGUACAGCUCCUGUGGAUGAGGAGGCUGAUGAUCUGUUCUAUCUAUUUGAAGAUGACGAGGCUCCAUUUGGAAAUGGUCCUGAAAGCACAUCACAACUCUCAAACAGUGACCUCCCAGAUAGCAUUAGGAAUGAUAACAUUGACAACAGAUCCCAAUCUGAGCCUAAGCACCUAGAAAGUGAACUAAAUGACAGUAUUAAAGCUAAUGAAUCAGACUUGAACAACAUUAAUGUGGAUACUGACAAAAUAGCGAACAGUGAUACUGGUAAAGAAAAUGAAAAUCUGGGUCAUAAUGAUGAACCCAUGAAUAUUCAAGAAGAAAAAACAAAGGACUUGAUAACAGCCCCUGUCCAAAUCAAGUUAGAAACAGUUAGCAGUCCGGAGACGGUAAAAUCAGAGAGCACAAAUGAUGGAAACAUAAAUGAUGAUUUACUGUCUCCUGAUAAAGCUAAGACAGAUGUUGGCAAUGAAACUAUUGAAAUUAUUGAAAAGCAAGAGAUGUUACUGGAAAAAGAAGUCAGUGUAAGCGAUACAGGGUCUCACGAAGGCUCCAAUGAGGUGUGUUCAGUAAACAGUGACAAUCGUGGGGAUAACAGCUCAAACUCAGGUAUCCAGAGUAUAUCAGUAUGUAGUAGCACUAUUACCCCAAGCGAUGGUCAAAGUUUUGAAGAAGCGCAAAGUUCUAACAAAGAAUCCGAUGGUUCAAAUUCGAGUAAAGGGGACGAAUCCCCUAUCCCUGACCAAGGACAAUCUGCUUCAGGUGCCACAGAAGGAAAGUUCCCACAGACCAAAUUUCUACCAUAUAAUGCAUUAUUUGUUUCAAAUCCUACAAUUUAUCUUGAAUAUGAUACCCCCUCUAACAUACCAGGUGUAGUAAAGAGAGGCAGACCCAUUUGGGAGGAGGUAGGGGAACCAAUGGACGAGAGAGUCGGUCUCCGCUACCAAAUGACUCCACCCUCAAAUAUUGAAGCUGUUUUGGAGUCCGAUAAAAUGAAGCUAGAGAUGUUUAAGCAUUCAGACAUGAUACAGCAGCAAAUACAUUGUGUGCUGAAAGAAGCAAGGGCAGAUAUGAGACAGAAAAUGAAAAAGAAAAAGCAUAAAUCAAAUCGUGUUGAUGCUGUGGACAAUGAGAAUGAGAAGAAUGUGGAUGAGAAUGAAAUGCUCCAAGAACAAGAACAGAGUGGAGGUCUACUCCAUAUGGAUCAGGAUAAGACUAGCUCAUCCUCUGGUUCUGUUUGUGAACAUGAGAUGAUGGGUCAGAAUGACAAAAACUUUGACAGUUCAUCGUCUGAUUCCAUAUGUCAGGAUACCUCUAUGGGGGAGACAUUUGAGCUCCUUUUCUCUUCUAACAGUCCUACCGGAUCAGCUAUGGAGCUAGAAAUGACCAAAACAGAUUCAGUGUAGAUGUAGAGUUUAAGUAAUCUUCUUAAACUUUUUUAAAAAGGCUGGAAGGAUAUACAAUGACAUGUCUGUCCACUUGAAUUGUUGAAGGUCGGAUGUGUGGCAAACUCUUUCACCCUUGAAAAUGGACAAAGAAUAUAUCUUUGAAUUUAAGUGGCUAGAACCACAUUAAAUGUUGUUUCUUGUAUAAGUAUCAUCUCUGUGUCUGCGCAUUUGUUUUGUCAUGAAUGCAAUAUUAUCAAUCCGUGUGUGUUCAAGCUUGUGUAAUGGAUUGAUGCCCAUUUCGAUUUUUAGUUUGGAUCAAUUUAUUAUCAGAGCUGAUAAACAUGAUAAAGGUUGACCAAUUUAAAGGAACAUGAAAUGUAGAUAAAUAAUAUCCAAGCACUUACUGGUAACUUCAAAAUGAUCGAGCCUAAAACAGUGAUUUAAGGUCAGGCAAAUGUUGGGUAGGUACUUGGUAGAUUAUUCAAUUUUCCUGUCUAACUGGUAGUUUAUUUAAAUGAAAGGGGUAGUGCCUAGAGGUGUAGAGGGAAAUGAUUUAUUGACAUAACACAAAAUGUUAUACAAAUAUUGAAUGGUGUGGAGUGUAUAUAUUUCUGAGGGUGCAUCCAACGAUGCCUGGAGGGCGAGUAGAAUACAUCCCUCACAGAAGUAUAAACAGAUAUUAAACGAUCACAUCAUUCAGUAUUUGUUUUAUCAUUUCCCCAUUAUCCACAGGUAGUACAUGAUAUUUAUAAGAGGUUUAGUUUCAACCAUGGACUAAUUCUUAUCACAUUUGCAGAUAUUCUGUUGAAAAUCACGACUUACAUCAGAGCCAAUGGAUAAAAAUUAGAUUCGAAUAUUUCAUAUAAAAUUCUGUUAACGCCUUCAUGUUUUGAAUUGAGUUAUUGAUUUUUGUGCACAUUACAAGGAUCAUAAUAAUCUUUCCUAACCAUCCAUUAUUAAAAUCUUUAUUUUUUAGUAAUCUUAUGUUUAUUUCUGUCUGAUAUGAAGUCCAAGAUAUACAAAAAAUAAAUUAAUGGAUACUUAAUUAUUUUCCCAGGGAUUUGAUUUGUGGCUUCAAAAGCGUUGAAUAUGGCCUGGUAUUCAUUGAUGAAUAAGUCUUUUUAAGCAUGUGGAUGGAAUACCGCUAUUUAUUUUUAGUCACAUGGUACCUGAUUGACCAAUGAGAGAACAAGUAUCACCGCAUGGAAAUAAUAAAAUGUUGUAUUUAGUGUUUUUGUUGUAUCCUGUACAUGCUUAACAUCAAAGCACUGAUUAUUAUAUUUUAAACACAUCAUAUUCAGUAACACUAUAUAUCACACAAUAUUUUGUUCGAUUUCUAAUGUCUGGUUAUUUUAGAUAGUCCAAAAGCAUUGAGAAAGCACUUUCUGCUGUGGAAACUGAUUUCAUUGACCCAUCUGGACUAGAUUUCGAGUUGUCGCUAAAAGUCCUAAACAAAAGAUGGAGAUUGUAUUACAUGUAUUUGGAAAAUCUGUACCUUAUGACAAAAAUGUAAUCCUGCUUUUAUGAUUAAAAAAAUGAGGGUCUACCAUAGAAAAAGUUCAUUUCCACAGUUAAUGAUGCUUUCUGAGUUUCAAAAGAGAUCAUCGAGCUCAAAUUUAUUUUUAAUUUAUUUUGAAGUGCAACAACAAAUUGAACAAUAUUUUGAUGUAACUCUUUUGUUCUAUUUAAAUCAUUAGUAGUAUUAUUAUACAAACUUACUUUUCCAAAAUAUCAGCAUUGUUUUAAAUACUAAAUAUUAAAGUUUCAAGGAACACUAUGCUUUAUAUGGUGGUGCUGUACAGCAAAAAAAUGUAUGUAAUUAAAGUCUGUCCUUCCAUUUAAAAGCAAUUGUGGGUAGUUCCGAGGUAGGCUACAAGUAAUAUUAUUUUUAGCUACAAUGAGGGAAUAUACAAUGAUGAAUAAAUAGUGGAAUGUUGUGUACAAAUACUCACGAUAAAGGUGUCAUUAUGAGAAUUCAUUCGUUUGCUCACCAUUGGUCGUCAGCAUGCGAUUUGUCAAAGAUUUUUUUGGUUCAGAAUAUCACAUGACUAAUAAAUUACAACGUUUAA
Owenia fusiformis is the source of this 6708-nucleotide messenger RNA. Lineage: Eukaryota; Metazoa; Annelida; Polychaeta; Sabellida; Oweniidae. The record is from the annotation of a GenBank genome assembly.